UUUCAAAAUGGCGAAAGAUAGAAAGAAUAGACAACAUAGGAAACAACGGCGGGUAAAGAACGAUUUUAAAAAGAAAUUGAAAAGCCAAAAGCGAAACCUUGAAGAGAUUGUAGGAUCGCAUUCGAACGAUACAGAGUAGGUGUAAUUGCAAUUUGUGUUUGAGUGCUGGAUGACAUGUUUAUAAUGGCCACGUGCAAAUGCAUUUUGUAUUCUCAGUGAUCUGACGGACGGAUUUUGUUGUUUUUGUUUGUUCUUUAGAUGUGACGAUGGGAUUCUUGUGAAGAAACCGAAGAAGGAUUCUAGCACUACUGAGGUAUUCUAGCAUUUCUUCAUGGUUUCGCUUAGUCGAGGGUUUUAAGUAUAGUAUACCUCGGUCGAAUGCCAUGCACUCUGUUUUGGAUUGACUAGUAAUAGUGGUCUUUGAGGAUAGGUAUCCACAUUAGGCAGUAAAAUUCGAGAGAUUCUUCCAUUUGAAGGUUUUUCAUCGACAUUGUAAAGUUCCAUAACAUUUUGACGUCUUCUAUGAUUUAUAAUUGAAUUGUAAUAUCACAGCAACGUGGAAUCCUCCAUUUUGUAAUAAUCCAUUGAAUAGGGUCACCUUGCAAACUGUGGGUAUCGUAUGUCGCAGCUAUUAAGCGGCUCUUUUGGGCUUAAGUUGCUGAUUCAACCGUCAAAAUGCUGUUCUUUCAAAGAGAAAAUUCCCUCAAAGUUUCCACGAUGUGUAGAUCACACCUUUUGAGGUAUUUCUGCAAGGAACAGUUUUAUUUUUCAUUACGCGUCAGUGGAUGUCAUUGAGAUUAUUUUGAGAUGUUUACCGUCUUGUAAUAUCAAGGCAAGAAAUGAAUGAAUAAUAUCUUUGGAUCUACUGGGCAUAAUUUGCUGAUUCAAACAAUAAAAUGUUCUUCUUUCAAAAAAAUGUUUUUCCUCUUAGUUUUCCUGAUGGGUGGAUUACACCUACUAAGAUAACAAUGAGCCAUCCUGAAAUGAUUGUGAAAUGUAUAUUGUCUUCUGUUGUCUUCUGUAUGUAGUAUAUAAAAAACAAGUGCAAGGGUUUGAUCGCAGUAUCCAAAUAUCGAGAAACAAAUGAAAGCAUGAGGCCACUUCUGCCAAGUGCUCUUAUUUUUCUUGAGAUGUUCAGUUACCUCGAUCAGACCCUAAGCACAAGUGUGUUAGAUUGCUUCUCAAAUUUGCCAUAUUAAUUAUCCCGUAAAUCAUAACACUAUUGUUAGCUACCAUUCAUCUAUGGUCUCUUUGGAAUUCAAAGGGAGUACUAAAUUUACGUUAGUUUUGCUCAUUUAGUUUAUAGCUCUAUGGUUAGUUGGAGCUUGACUAUAGCAGAAAGUAUUGUAGUUAACUGGUUUCAUGUCCCAAAAAGUGGUGAAGAGGAAAGUAAACUGCUAUUAAAGAAAGUGUUCCCAAAUCGACCAUUAGUGUAGUUUUUCUUAUUUGCAUUUCAUGCUAUGCAUGGAUCUAGAUAUCCAAUUAAAACGCCUAUCCAGAUCACUAGUGAUUUGGAUAUGCAAUUUUAUUGCAUAUCAGCCUCUUAAAGGAAAAAUUAUGCCAACUGACAAUGCUUCUGGAAAAAUUUGCAAACCAUUCACUAUGAACACUGCGCUGUUUUCCCAAUAUAGAGUAAUGAAAUAGACAGUUCAGAUAGUGAACAGGAUGUUGGCAAUCUCUAUCUGGAGCUGGUCGACUCACUUGGUGCAGGUCCUGGAUCAUAUGGAGAGGAGUUGAAAGAGAAAUGGAAAGAUGAUGAGAGUGACAAAAAUGAUGUGGAAGAAAUUGAAGAGGAAAUGGUGCAAACUGAAAGUGAGGAUGAAGUUAAGGAGGCCAAUAAACAAGCGAAUGGAGAUGCAGAGGCUGUUGAAAAACUUAAGGUGUGCACUUCAAGACUUUAUUUUCAUAAUUGGUAUUUACAUAAUGAUAACAAUACUUAUAAUGAUAAUAGUGAUGGUUGUUAAAUAUCAAGGAACCAAUGAUGGUUUUAAAUGAGACGGAUUAAACCAGAUUUAAAAGAACAACAUAACAAACACGUUUAUUAUAACAUGGCAGCUCUCCCAGUUGGGCUGCCUUUCAAUGUGCAUGUGCGUAAGAAAACUGCAGGCCAAAUACAUUACAAUGGUCUAUUUACAAUAUCUUCAUCACAUAAAAAUAACUCUUCACUUUUUAACAUUAAAUAUACCCAUGAUAAUAAUAUCCUAAGGGUAGAUGCACAUAUAUGUAAUAAUUAAAAUUGAAAAACAAAAUCCUUAUUACUUAGUAUUAUUGAUUGUCAUGUACACUUAAGUUGCAAGUUUAUUGAAUUACAACCUGUUAAUAAUUGUUUCCUUACACUGCAGCAAAAUUUACUAUAGUCACUGAUGAUCCUCAUUUUUUAAAUAAAAAACUAAAGCUGCUGUAUACUCAGAAGUUCACGACUCUUGAGGAGGGUUUAGUGCGGGUGUAGAAGAAGAUCUUAAAUUAAGGGAAUUGGCAUCAUGCAAUGAUAGAUUGCUGGUAAGAAAGGUUCUCACAGGGAUGCUUGAUUUGGGGGGAAAUUUUCAGGGGUGAAUUGUUGCUUUUAAAACAAGUCUACUUGUCUUAAUUUUUUGACUUACUCAAGAAUUCUUGAAAAAAUGUUGAGAAUGAUGAAGUCAGUGAAGCUUAAACAUUAAAUUACAGGAAGAUAGUGAGGGUGAUAAUGUCAGCAAGGAUGUUGAUGAUGAUGAAAAUGGCACUGAUGAACCUGAAAACAUGGCUGAUGACUACAGAACCGAAGGUGCUGCAAGAGAAGAAAUCGAAGAUGGAGAGGAAAAAGAUGAAAGCAGUGAUACCGGAUGAAAGAGAAGGAAAAAUGGCAGUAGGUAUGUAAUUGAAUUGGUUUGUUUCCUGGCUUAAAAAAGUCUAUUUUCACUACUGAUUAAGAAAAAGUAAUAUAUUCUUAUUUGACCCUUUAACUCCCAAGAUCUGAUUGUUAAUUCUCUCCUUUAGCUGCUACAUGUUUCUUUGAAAAUUGGCUACAAGAAUUUGGUGUUCAAUCAAGAAAAAUCUUGUACCUGAUAAGUUUGAGUAAUCUCACCACCUGUUUGCUGGAUAAUGUAUGGAUAGUAUAGGGAGAAUUUACAUGUUAAUCACUCGCAGGAAUUAAAGGGUUAAGCAGCCUUGAAGACAGUAAGCUCUUUCCAGACCAGUAUUCGAGUAUAGAUAUAUAUGAGGAAGGUUCUUGUAAGAAUGAAGUACUUAUGUACUGAGAACAAUCUGGUAACCUCCCCUCUCUCAUCACUGGCUUGUUUGCUCACUUCAGGCUUUCCUCCUUUUUAUCAGGCCAAAAUAGCAGCAUAACUACUGGAUAGGAGUAUUUAGCACUGACUGACAAUGAAAAAACAUGCAAUACAGGCUAAUAACAUUGAGCUAAUAGGAAUGUUUCCUUAGUUAGCACCUAGUAGCUACCUCUGAAUUGUGGUUAGGGACAAUUUUAAAUUGGUAAGCUUCAAAUGAGUCUCGCAACUUAAAGCUGGUGUUAGAUAAUGUGGCCUAAUCCCUUACACCAUAACGUCAGUAUGCAUAUUCUCCAUCCUGUUCUCUUUACAUUUCCUAAUGUGCUGAGAAGGAGAAUUUGUUGAACAAUCAAGGUUGCUUUGGUUGAUGAUCAUUUCCUUUAUUCUCAUGACCUUAAUGUGUGAUUCAAGGGUGAUAUUGUAAGGAGAAAUUAGAUGUUAAUCACUCUUAGGGGUCAAAGGGUUAAUAUUUAGAACCAAUUGUGCAUUCCUCUUUAGGAUCCCAAGACCCAUUUACAGUGCAUUUUGAACAAGAUCUUUCUGAAACAACAGAGAAGCAACUCAGUGAUCUCAGAACUUGGAAACAGACAACAAGAAAAGUGAGUAGUGUUUACACAGACAUCUCUGUGAUAAGCUUAAUCAGGAAAUGGCAUUUAAAGAAACAUUUGGCAAAUUCAGUUAGGUGAUUUGAUAUUGAUAUGUUACAUGAUAUUCUCUUUUAGGAGUUACAGGAUAAGACAGAAAAAAAAAACCUAAUUAACCUGCUGAUAGACUGGUAGAUUCCCAUUACAGAUUUUCUUGUAUUUCCCUAUGAAACACGAGGAGAAUUUGGUCAAGUUUUGCAUAUAAAUUAUCUGAAGGCUUUAUUUCAGGCACCCUUUCCUUUGCAAGUGUUACCAAAGCAUAACUGGCUAUUUUAACCUGACCUAUUUUUAUCCUCAAUUUUUUAAUUUUUUGAGGGGGAAGGGGUAGGGAUCAUUGGCCAUCUGCAAAUCCAGGACUGUUGGAUUUAUCAUAAUUAAAAAAUCAUCAGACAAAACCGUCAUUCAAUUCCAAUGUGCAAUUCUUUCAUUUCUUCUUAGAUUCCUUCAUUUGGUAAUGUUACAGAAAUUAUUCCAGGGGCUGAAGGCUUACCCACAUUACAUACAAACAUAGAAAAGGAAAUGACAUUUGCUGAUUUGAAGGUAAUUUAAUAUUAUUUUGGCAUCUCUGUUGUAUUUUUUUAUGUAUGUAAGUUACAUCCUUUUAAUCAAUAGGUAUGUACAUUCUUGUCACCAGUUUGAGUUGGAUGAUUUAUUGGUUUUUUUGGGGGAGAAAUUUCAUGACAAGACUCUAAUAUAAGGGGUUUACUGGUAACACAAGUAUUAAGCAACACCACAUUAAGCGGUCACCCUGUAUUAAGCAUUUGGUUGUCAGAGUUCCGAAUUUUAUCCCCCUUAGUUGCUGUAAUUUUCACCUCUCAUAAGCAGUUACCUCUAUUUAGUGGUUGUGAUCACCCUUUACUGGGUCCUAACCACCUGUUUUUUAAGUCUUUUCUUCAUAAUACCCCUAAUCUAUAAAACCUUAUUAAGUAGUCAACCGGUAUUUAGUGGCUUCAACUAUAGUUUUAAUUGUUAAUUAUAGCUGCCUUAGCUACAAACCUUAUUUGCUUUUCCAGAUAAAGUCAAGACUUGCUCAUGCAUGGCAGGCAAUCAAUCAAAUACCUAACUCUGAAGGUACACCAUUUCUAAUAUAUUUUGUUUCACCACAUUUUAUCUUUUACUAGUAUUGUACAUGAAACCUCUGAGCUCAUAGUUGCCAAUCAUUAAUGAUAAUUUAGUGAGUUACAAUAAGUGAUAUUUCUACCAUUAUGAAAAUCUCCCUAUAACUAUAUGAGACCUCUCUGUUUCCAUCUUGUUGAUGAGAACUUUACUCGAGGUCCAGUUGUGAGAGACUGUGGCUGACUAUAACAUAUAUUAUAGCUUUAAUCUUCAUAAUUUUUGAGUUGUGGAUGUGGAAAGGGUUGGGGGGGGGGGGGCAAAGUUCUACUUGAAAAUUCUUACAUUUUUUCCUGUGGGGCCAAAGUUCUAACGAAAAAAAUGCAAAUUAAACACGCAAAAUCACGUGCAACUGUGAAUAAAAAAAAAAAUGCAUGAAAAUACCACAUGGCUUUUUUUCCUGUGACCUUCCUAAUAAAAGCUAAAUUUAUAUAUAUUACUAUAAGCAUUCGUAAUUGGAAUUUUUUUUAAAGGAUAGCUUUAGAAAGGCCAACAGUUUAAAAGAUAAAUUUAUUCUCUCUUUAAAAAGUUAAAUUUAGUUAUUUUAUUACCACUCUUUUUAAGACUGUUCAGUAUUUAAUACAAAGAGAUUGCUCUUAGUUUAUGGGAAUUUUUUAAAUAAUUUGAUUUUAAAGUUAGAGUUCUUUUAUCAGGGUUGUUUACUCCACUUCAGCAAGAUCUUUUUUACCAUAUCCAUUCAUACAAGGUUAGUGAAAGGCAUGUAAAAAAGAAAUGCUUGGUGCAGAAUAUUUUGGAUUUGAGCUUCAGAGUAAUUUGAAAAAUGUCUUUUCCCUUUUUCAGUUGAUUUUUCAUUUUUUCUUUCAAGAAACAACAAAAAAAUGACUUUGACCCAACCUAUAUUCUAUCAGAAUGGGAAAGUACCAGUAAUACAUGGACUGUGGUUUAGCUGAUGAACAAAUUGAGAUGUCAUUAUUUUGUAUCUGGUGUUUUAAUAGUUACACAAGAUUUAAAAGUGUUUGCAUACAAUUAUUGUGUCAGUUCUGCUCCCAGGGUGCUUUUCACUUUCUGAUUUGCCUUUUUUUCUGAUCAAUAGAUGCACUGUACAUAACAAAAUGAGAUUAUAGAUAAAGCUCUGGUGCAAAACAACGAAAAGUUGUCAUAAAUUUGACCUGGAAAUACUAUUAUCAUGAUACUAAUAAAAAUUUUGGCAUAAAAUGCCAAUCAGCAUUAGAACCCCCUUUUUCAUUGUAUAUUUUUUGUAAGAGAAUGGAAACAUGGAACACUUGUAUGCAGGUUUCUCAGGGGAAGGAGCCUCAGCAUACAUGUGAGAGAAUUCUUGAGCUUUUUUUUUUUUGACAAAUUCUUCCUUUUCUAUAGGAUGUUUACUACUCAAGCCGCACCUUCCAGAAUGGUGAUGAAAUAAGAAGGAUGUAUUGUCUACAUGCAGUUAAUCACAUCUUGAAGUAAGAAUAGAAGUAUUUUUAAUAACUAAUUUUCAGUCUAGUAACACUUCGAUGAUGUUAUAAAGUCUGGUCUGUGAAAAGAUGCAUAGCUGUUGCAAUUUCUAUGGAACCAUGUAAAUAAAUGGCGGGUACACUGUAGAGCCAAUUGUGGAAAUGAUGACAUAAACAAUAAACUCUGAAUCAGCAGACUAUAGGUCACAAAAAAGUUUCGGCUACUAGUUUGGUUACACGAACUACUGAUACUCCUGGGUUCAAAAUUUUUUAAAAAGAGGGACUUGAGGGAUAUUCUGAAUCAAAAGUUUUUUUUUUUUUUUGCAAUAUUUUAAAGAGGGGAAAGAUGGAGACUUGAAGGAUAGCAAAACUUUUCUUGGAGGGAUCAAGCAUAAAGUGUUUUAUUACUAAACCUUCCAAGGAUGAUUAACUGUUGAAUGAGCCUUCAAGCAAUUAUACAAAUGCGGGUUUCUUUCUCUGAUAGCAAAUAUCUGAGAAAUACAUCAUAAAAUUUUAAAAUACAAAAUAGAUCCAACCAAUCAAAUGAAAGGUCAUUUUUCCUCUGAUAUUAAGGGAGAAAAAACCAAAUAUAUUUUCCAAUUUAACCAUUUUUGAGCUGCCUUCAACUGGCUGACUUUACUUACUUGAGGUACCAAACCUCCCCGCCUAUGGCUUAAACCAUAUGCUAAUCAUUGAUUGCAUCCAAUUCAAUGCGUCCUGCAAUGGAGAAAAUCAAGGACGCAUGACGUGUUAGGCCAUGUGAUCAUAGGCUGGCCAAUCACAAUAAGUACAAAAGGAGCAAGGGAAAUUGCAGCUGUAUAACAGUCAUAGUUACCUUAAAUGAUAAUAGCUCAUAUAUGUUAUUAGUAAUAUUAUUUUUCUUAUCAUAAUAAUAUUAUUAUCAGUCAUGGAUGAUCAUUCAAAUAACUUUAUAAAUUGAAAAGUUUAGGACAAUAGUGCGCUUAAUAAGGUUUCACUAAGAAAGCAAAAGCUACAUUACAAACAUGCAUUGCUUUUAUUAUAAGCAGUUGCAUAACCCUUUAAGCCCUAAGAGUGACCAGUAUUUAAUUUCUCCUUACAAUAAUACCCCUGAAUCACACAUUACGGUCGCAAGAUUGAAGGAAAUGAUCACCAACUAAAGAAGCUCUUGAUUGUUUGACAAAUUCUCCUUGUCAGCGCCUUAAGAAAUGUACAGAGAACAGUAUGGAGAAUUUGCUUACUGAUGUUAGGGUGCAAAGGGUCAACCUAAUUUGUACCCCUUAGGAAGUACUUUUUGUCUGUCUAUUUCAACUGAAGUUAUAGGAACCAAAUGAAUGCGUUAUGCAAAAAAAACAAACAAACUUGUAGAUGUGCAAAAUCUGUUGGAAAGUGAGUUUGUGUAAUAAUGUAAAUUUGAGUUAUCACCAAAAAAUAUGUCUCCAUUGCAUCUUUGAUGGAAAAUACGUGGAGCGAUAAAGUGCUUAAAGUGGGCAAAUAUGGCUCUUGGAGAUUUAGAUCAAGCAAGUGUCUGUACAAAAUUCAAAGCUGAGUAGAAACAACCUAAUAAAACUGAUGCAAUUUUAGCACACCUUACUUAGAGGGUUGAGAUUCUAAAGAUUGGUGUAAAAAUCGACUUGACUUUAGGGCAACUUUACCAGAAAAAACUCUCACAGACUAAAAAAAAAGGAGAAAAAGUUACUGUUCAUUGAAUUAUGUCCAAGUGAAGAACACUGUUUGAUGUCAUUGUUCACGAUACUAUUCAGAUCAAUUUAGAAGUGAUUCCUGGAAAACUCCACGUCAGACGUAGACUCCCGCUUUAAAUCUGACACAAACAUUAAAUGCACAUUGAGAGCGAGUUUAAUGGCUGUGGUUCCGUCGAUCGGAAAGUACUGGCGAGUGAAACAACCUAUGAAAAAUGCUUAAGAAUCUGCUUCCGACUGCGGUCACUUCAAGAUCGUAUUCUAUUCCAUCCUAUUGGUGUGCAGCCACUGCGAGCCACUGAACUCGGAAAAUAAACUUUAUAGGGGUGAGAUAUCAGGGUCAUCGAAGAGACUUCGUUUUGUAAAGCUUUUGGGCAAGGAAGGUUGUGUUUUAUCGAUAGAGUCUACUCGCGGUAUCACGUUAUCACCUAGAAAGCUUUGGGCAAUGGAUAACUCUUCUCCUCUCGAGCGAGAGGACCAAGGGUCGACCCUCAAUGGUAACAAGUUUUGUUUUGUUUCCUUUUUUUACUUCCUUUUUCUUUCAAUUCCUCUCUUUAUUUACCGUCUCACUCAAAAAUAAUUUUUUUGUACUACCAUUUCUAGCACAGUAAUCGGCGUUCAAGAAGUUCAUGCACGUAGUCUUAAAAUUUGCUCAUCUCAGAUCUCAGCUGUCAUUUGAGUCUGCUUUAGUUGAGGGAGGAUGGAUGGAUUGAGUGAAUUUAGGGUAUAUUGAUCAAAAACUGGAGAGCCUGCCCAGCUCCUCCAUCCUCCCCUCAGACCUCUCACGGACAACAAAGCUAAAGUGAACAUCCAAAAUCAAAAGCGGAAGUAAAUUCACUUGACUCCUGCUAGGCAGCCGUUACCAAGAUGUUGUCUGUGAUUUUUCCCGUUUUCAUUUUUCUGGGAAAUGUUAACAAAGUCUAUUCGCCGACAGAUCAUAUACAUUGCGAGUGGUUCUGUACGAUUGCGGCUAAAAGUCCCCUAACCGCUUAUAAGGUGGAGAUGUGGUUCAACGUAAGCAAGCGUAUCGAUCAAAAGUGCGUGGCUAACACGUUAUACCGCAGCUUACAAAACACGACCACAACGGGUUACGUCUUCGUUUUACUUUCACGUAAAGAACGUGAUUACCAUGACGGAUUCAGUUUUAUGCCGUUUGAUGCCAUGACAGCUUUGGAACACGUGUUUCAGACAGAGCAAAUGAACAAUGCAUCCAUGAAGAAUGUCUCCUGUCUUCUACAACCCAUGGCAAACCGAGCCGAAAUGACUGUUUCAAAUGGACUCAAUGCUCUAAACUCGCUUCGUUUCUACAUUUCUUUUGACAACCAAAGUUGGAAUAUACCUUUCGCUGGUUACGUCCAUUUGAAGGGUAACUACUAUAUUUCUGUCGGUUUUUCGAAUGGGAACGUGUCAGAGGAUUACGAACUUACGUUGACUACCGUGUACCGUGUUUUGAGCCUGCUGAUUCGGAUAGGGUAUGUCAUAUACUUUCCUCUAUGCCUAACUCUUUUCUGCCACACUCUCGAAAAAAUAAAAAUUAAAAAUAACAACGGAAGAGAGCCUGAGAAUAGUAGACAAGGGCCUACAGAGGAACAUUACCUUGGAUCCUCUGCAAGGAAACAUCGGUAUGAGAAAGUAGAAACGGCUGCUGCUUCCCAGAGAGACACUAACUCUGGAACUGAAAGCGAGAUGAAUGAUGAUGUUGAUGUGAUUGACGUUGAUGGACCAGCUAGCCCUGUAGGUAUAAGAAACUUUUUUUCAAAUAAAGUCUUCUUGAACAAGGCAAAUAGCAACGAAAAACAGCAGAAAAAAGUAUGUUAUCGUAUGGUUCAAUUUGUGAUAUUGAUCAUGUUUCCAUUAAGUAUUUUGCUAUGGGUUGAUGCUUUUGUCUUUUGGAUACCAAGACUGUUCUCUCAAGGUUUCACCAAUCUGCCGUCUCCAUACUUGACUAAAUUAGUGUUUACCUUUGCCUUCAAAAUAGAACCAGCCUUCCUUGGAUUUCUUUUUGCUUAUGUCUUGCUAGUGUUAUCUGUGUGCUCUGAGCCAUCUUCCUUAAUCAUAUAUCCCAGUUUCAUUCGUAGGAAGCAUAUAGUUUGCUUUUGUAAAACUUUGUUUAUUUCCACCAACCAAUGGUCUAUUUGUGAUGAGUGCAAGGAAAUAAAAGCAUUAGAGGUUAGCAGUAUUCCAGAUAAAAUUCAACAGUAUUUCCAAUCAUUUGGUUGGGAAACUUUGAAGAGAAACUGGAAAGAUUUUUAUGGAAAUCCAGUCAAAAAAUCAUCCUCUGGGAACCAGGAAUAUUCACCUGCAACUUUUGAAGAAAGUUCUUCAACAAAUCAAGUAAAAGCUCUUCCCUUUUUAAGAGGGGUAGUUAAAUCAAUAAAUCGAGAAAAUUUUUUUUCCUUUUUAAGAUGGGUAGGUAAAUUACUCCUGGUCGGUAUUAUGACUCUUGUAGACUGGGUCAUUUCAAAACCAAUUGUUUCUCUUUGUCUUGGAGGUUGCUUGUUUACAGUUGCCUGGUUUGAGAAUAAGUGGACAAAAGCACUAUUUCUCUUUGGAAAGUUUGCUCUUAUUUGUUGGUCAAUUGCCUGGGUGGCAUAUAUUUCAUAUUGCUGCUCCUUAUCACUACAAAUUGCUAUCGAAAGUUUGUUAAUCAGUGGUAUGAAAUAUCCUAUUGAAACUUUGUCGUCUGUGAUCAUAUGUGUACUUACUUGGCAUUACAUUUGGAUGUUGUACAGCUUCUUUACGAACAAUUAUUUUGGCCUUUUAGGCAAGUUGUUUGAUAUAUGUAGAGAGCAUCAUUGCAAUGAAAUGAAAGAUUACACAAUAGGAUACAAAAUGUACAUUCCUAAGAAACUCUUUGAUUGUGCAUGUGACAAAUUUGAGCCUGUGACUGAAAAUUUAAAAAAGUUAGGUCUGCGCUUACUUUUAUACACAAUUUGUCUUUUCUUUUUAUUUUCAUUUGUUUAUGGGACUAAGUAUCCAAAAAAAGUUGUUCUCCCUGCAGCUUCAACAUUAUUAGUUGUUCUUCAUCCUUUGUUAUGGGAUUUUCUAAGGAAAAGAGAUGAAGAAAAGGGGCCUAAAAAUUCUAGUAGGGAAGAGAAAUUAAAAAUUCUUGCAAAAGACUAUUUUAUGGGAAAAAUUGAUUAGGCUUCAACUAGUUUAACUAAUCCCCUAAAAUCUUAUGCAACUUUUUGGCUAAUUGUGUAACAUGCAAUUAACCCCUUCACAUUUAAGAUCUGAAAGACUUGGUAAGGUAUAGCCUUUUAUUUCAUUGUUUACUAUUAAUGAGAAAAAGCAAUAUCCACCUCAACAACAAUUUUUUUUAAUUUGUGUGCUUAACAUGGCUAAGAGAAUACAUCAUCAGGUCAGUUAAAGUAUGGAAACAGUGUAUAAAAUAAAGGAAUUUUUUUAAAAAUACUGUCAAUAUCAUUAACCUUUUUUUUUAAGAGCUGAGGAAAUCAAAAGGCAUCCUUGCUUUUACAAGAGAGUAUAAUCAAGCUUAAGGUAUUAGUUGACUCUAUGAUGUGAAGAUCUGAUUGUCAAUUCUCCCCUACAGCUGCUACAAAUUUCCUGGUAAAUUAGUUUUGCAAAUGUGAUGAUAGCAACUUCUACCUAAUAAGUUUGAACAAUCUUUGUGAUUGUAAGUUUGCUGGAUUGUGUAAGGAUAUUAUGGGGAGAAAUUACAAGGUAAUCACAUCAAGGAGUUAAAGGAUUGAAGAGUUAGUCAGAAUGCAAGUACUGUGAUUAUGGUAAUACCAUCAGCAUCAACCAAUUGAUUUAGAUCUAAGUCUGGUGCAGAAUUUUAUAUUGUUUUAGUUAAUAUGUUAUUGUUAAGCUUACUGUGUCUUUGUUGUUUAACUUGAAGAAGCUGAACUGUGAACUUUUUGUAGUAUAGUAAACUCUCUGUAACUGAGAUGAGUUUGUAAAUGUGUUUGAGAAAUAGUAAGAAAGUUGUAAUAAAUUAGAAAAAAAAUCUGUUGGAUAAUUGAAUGCAACUACUGUUUGUAAUAGUUUACUUUUAGCAUGCAACCCACUUAAAAUAGCACUCAAGCAAUCUGUGAAUCCAAGUAAUAAAAUGUAUUCAUUUAUGUAUGUUAGUAGCACUAAUUUUUUUUUUAUUUGUUUUUGGUGUAAGAAACUUUUCUUUCUGUUUUUGUUUUGACUUUUUACAGUUUUGUUGCACUGUUGGGAGAUAAUAAGCACAAGACAUAAUGAAUUUAACAUCGGCUUCAAUCUUUUCCACAACAUACCACACAAUUUUGGGAGCAUUGCAAGUGAUGCUAAGCUUUUAAAUCUAAAGUCAACCUCUACUCAACCCUGUUGAACUAAAAUUCAUUAAAAUGAACGUGAAUGAUUUAAAAUUUUCAAACAAAUCAACAGAAAACUCAUAGUUACCUGCAAAGAAGUCCCAAUUACCUUUUUUCCAUUGAGGAAAAAUAUUUAUACUUGGUUUUCCCCCUCUUUCUUUAACCCUUAAUCCCAAAGGAUGAUUAGCAUCUAAUUUAUCCUUACAAUAUCACCCCUGAAUCACACAUUAAGGUCACGAGAAUGAAGAAAAUGAUCAGCAUCCAAACAAGCCCUUGAUUGUUAAACAAAUUCUCCUUGUCAGCAUCAUAGUGAAUGUAUAAAGAACAGUACAGAGAAUUUGCAAAUUGAUAUUAGGGUGUAAGGGUUUAAAAAGUCCUCCUAUUCUUAAGACUGAAUGUGUUGCACAGGACACUGUAAUAUUGAUUCUACAACCCUGAGGCGAAUUGAUGAGUGGGAUAAACUGGUUAAGAUACAUUGUUUCAAGUAUUUGUACCCACAACAAACACUUCUUGACUUAUCCAAAGGGAAACAGCUCAUUUUGUUUCCUAAGAAUUCCAAUGUCACCCAUGGCAAGGUAGAGGAUGAAGAUUUGAGGCUGUUAUUGUCAAAGGAAGGAAAAAGUUCUUCUAGACUUGCACUCCUCUGCAGUUGAAUCCUUCUCAAUGUCAAAGCAAACGUGUGUGGCCUGAGAAGGUAAAACUAGAGGAAGAAAAGAAGAACUGAAGACUUUCCUGUUGGCUCUUUCUAAAUUUCAAACUAGGAGUAUUUAUUGUAUAAAUCUUGAGAGAUUCCCCUGUUUUAAACUUAUUUUUUUGCAGAGAAACUUUAACUAAGUGACUGAUCAGGAAAAAGGGAGGAAGGGAACACUCCUCUGCAGUUGAAUCCCCUGUUUUAAUGUAUAAAAUAAGGAGCUGCAAAAGAGGCAUUUUUGUCUCAAAUAAUAUAUAUAUAUACAUAAAUAGUGGAAGAAAGUGGGCAACAAACAAAAAACAGGUCUGUUGGGAUGAACUGGUAGUUUAUGCAGACUUUUUUUUUUCUCCCAAAUAUAUAUAUAUAUAUAUAUAUAUUUUUUUUUUUUUUUUUUCAAUUUGCAUCAGUUUGUGAACCACAGGUUGUGGUUUAAAUCAGUGCAACCAGGUUAAUUAGAGCACUAAGGGGGGUAAGUUUCUAAAGAAACUGUGGUGCUGCAUCAGUGGGAGAGUAUAACAUGGUGAUUUAGUAUUAUCAACUGAGUUAAUAACGUAAAUUGGCCCGUGUAAAGAGUUUAGAAGCUGACGUUUCGAGCGUUAGCCCUUCGUCAGAGCUGAAAAAGAAAAUCGCUCUGUUGAAGGGCAAACGGUUGAAAUAUUAGCUUUUAAACUCUUUACGGUGGCCAAUUUACAUUAUCAACUAACUUGAUAAUAAUAAAUUACCUAAUUAGUCCACUAAUUUCAAAAUGGAAGCAGCCACAGGUAUUUGUCUGUCAGCUCAUUGGAAUCCCCAAAUGCUUUAGGUAGAAAGUUGUAAUGAGUACUUUUAAAUGGAAGAGAUAAACAUCAUACGCUUUCUGAAGUACACUUCAGCAGUACAUGGCAAGUCCUCAGUCUUGAAGUAUUUUUGAUAUUGCCUGAUAGGACGCGGUCAAGAGUGAUGAAGAAUACUGCAAAAAUUGUUCAGUCCUGGAAAGACAAAAAAGAAAUUGGGUAAGGAAGCAGUCAUUUUACAAAUAAUUUCAGGGAAAAAAAGCCUGUCUUCUUUCCAGCAUAUUAUAGCUUUACUUCUUGCUGCAACAUGACUACUAGGGUGAAAAGAUGAAAGAAGUUUUGACGAAGGAGUAGAGAAGUAGUGGAGCAGGGUAGCAUCCCUCGAUGAAUAAACCUUUGUUAAGAACUCUCCCCCUUGCAUGCUGAUCACUCAGGAUACCAUGUUUAACUCCAAUACUCCAUGUAACCACUAAGGUGUUGCCAAAUGUUCCUUGUGGCUUUGUAGAUAAUUAGUGUUGAUUGAAAAAAAGGUGCAGAUCUAAAUUUUUUUUACUUGUAAUUUACUUGUGUCUCUUUCCUGUUUUAUGGUUAGUUUUGCUAUUUGUUGAACCCUGACUGCCUGUGUGAAAAAAAACACUCAGAUUGGGGUUCAUACUGACAUUGGUUCUCUAAAGUUGGGUGACUUGCUGUAUUAUCUGUUUCAGAACUGUUUUUCUCUGCUACUAAGAAUCCAGACGUAACCUUUUUACUCAGUACUACUUCCUUUUGCAGUGAACUCCGUGAUCAAGGACUUACAAGACCCAAGAUUUUGAUCCUAGUUCCUUUCCGUGAUGCAGCGUUAAAGGUGGUGGAGGUUAUCAUGCACCUUAUCUGUCCAGAGGAAGGUGUAAGUAAAACAUUAUUUUGUUUAAUAUUGCACAAUAUCAGGUAACUCGCUCCUCUCACUUUCUCUCAGGCAAUAGAUAGUAAGUAGUAGGUAAUCAGAUUUCAGAAUUUGUGAUACAAUUUAAGGAGAGUAAUGUUACAGUAAAAAGCAAUAGACUACUCAUGAAAAAUACAUGUACACCGUUUAUAUUACACUUCUACCGUACUGCAAGGCUGGUUGGAAUAUAGCAAUUUUCUCUUGUCCUACUUUUGUAGGGUCAAGUUAUGAACAAGAAACGAUUCUACGAGGAGUUUGGGGAGACAGAGGACUCGAGCAGUUCAAAGGAAAACAGGCCAGAAGAUUUUAAACAGAUGUUUGCAGGGAACAUUGAUGACUGCUUUAGGAUUGGAAUUUCAGUUAUGAAAAAAUGUUUGAAGUUGUAUGCCAAGUUUUACUCAUCAGAUAUUAUUGUGGCGUCGCCUCUUGGACUGAGGACAAUCAUUGGAAGUGCAGGGUAUUUCUAAAAUAUUGCUCACGUAAAUACAUACAUAACAACUCUCCUGUAUUAGAAACAAACAUCCUUGGUUCCUGUACAGUUACUAGAUCUCUCAAAUAAGAUCAAGUUUGGUUAAUUUUUUCGCAAAGAGAGAAAAUCAAGGAAAUUUGAUUUCCAUUAGUUAAAAAUGUUUUUUUUCAAGGUUUUUAGGGAUAGUUGUGUUUUUGUGCUUGAUUUUCAAUUUUGGACUAUUUUAGUCCACUAGAGCAGUUCCCAGUCUGUACCAAGAGACUGAGACAAACAAGUUUCAGUUAUCUGUUGGAUUUUGAAAUCGACCAUAUGAUUUCAGACAAAAUUGUACUCCACGCGGUUCAAAUUAUAUAGUAAAUUUCUCCAUGUGCCACAACAAACAUAAAUUUGUUUAUUUAUGUAUCAUGCAUAUCUAUUUACAGAGAGAAGUCCCAUGAAUAUGAUUUCCUUUCAUCCAUUGAAGUUAUUAUUGCUGAUCAAACAGAUGUCUUCCUCAUGCAAAACUGGGAACAUGUUCAGGUAUGUAUUUUAUUAUAUCAGCCUCUAUAAUGAUUACGUUAGUUGAAUCAGACCAUUUUUGAUAGCACUGCAUGUCUUUUGUCGUUUUACCUUGUAUAAUUAUGGAGAGAACAUUGGCUAGUUUUGCAGAAGUGAUAACUGCAUAUUACCUAUGGAAUUUUAUCGGUUAGCGUCACUUUUGUUAAGUUAAUCACACGUUGUACUUUUUUAUCAUUUGCAGCACAUCUUUGAGCAUCUCCAUCAGCAACCAAAAGACUCGCAUGAUGUUGAUUUUUCUCGUGUCAGAAUGUGGUGUCUGAAUGGAUGGUAAGUGCAAGAGCGAGCAAAGGAUCUAGAGUGUGUGAUGACUCUUUUCUCUUGUAUAAAAAUCCUGUUAUACUUGUAAAUUCUGACUCAACACCCUGAAACAUCUAACGUUCAAAAUAAGUCAAGUAAAUGUCAACUAAAAUAUCAAGCAAAAUGAACAAAGUUUGUUCUUUGAUCUUGUGAACUUGGAAGUUUGUGCAAAAUUUUCUUUUAAACUUCCAGCCCUUUUGAGUAACUUUUAAUUGUAAAGGGCCUAUUCUUGCUCUUGAUGUAUAAUGGAGAAUUAGCUCGCAAAUUUGUGCUCUUUUAUGAUCACUAAGGUCAGUUAGCACUAGUAGCGUUGGUUUGCCUUGACUCUAUAAAAUGCCUCCUCCGGUUAAAAUUUAGAGAUAAAUCAAAUAUCUGUCAAUAACAUUGUACUGAUUUUCUUUGUAGGUCGAAGUAUUACAGACAGACCCUCAUAUUCAGCAGUUUCGUGUCACCUGAAAUGAACUCACUGUUUAACAGACAAUGUUUCAAUAUCCUUUGUUUACAAUAAAGUCUCUUUAUGGAUAACAAGCAGUAGCGAUACAUCUACAUAGUUCAGUAAAUAAUAAACACAAAUGUUUAUCAUAUUUCAUAGUGUGUCAGAUAAUUGUCAAGACAUUGUUUGUUGUCAUGAACCUUUUCGCUGGCAAUCUUUUUUUUUUUGUGUAUGUGAGAGAUUUAUAAUUUAUAUCAUUGCAUUUCCUCUUUUUUUUCGGGGGGUAGCUUUGAUAAGUCACUAAAAGAUAUAAGAAUUAUAUAGUAAAACACAUUUAUUUUUCUUAAUAAAGAAGUCACAUUUUGCUGGUAAGGUGAAAGUUUGUUCAACUGAUGUACCAGGUUCUAUUUGUCAAGUGGCCGUCCAGGUUCCCCAGGUAAGCCCUGAAGAGAGAUCUGGAUACGAUAUUACUCACAGAUACAACGCUUCAGAUUACGCAUGGAUGCGACGGUUCAGAUUACGCAUAGAAACAACGCUUCAGAUUACGCAUAGAUACGAAUCGUCAGAUUAUGCAUAGAUACAACGCUUCAGAUUACGCACAGAUACAACGCUUCAGAUUAUGCAUAGAUACGACGCGCCAGAUCUCAGUUCAACCGCCCGUCACUAGCGGAAACUAUCAAUUGCGGUUCGCUAACACUUUCUGCUUUAGAUAUGAUCCUUCCUCGCUCUCCAGGUCGAAUUGUUGGACUUUGCUCCUGCCACUGGGGUGAACUAAAGUCUGCUAUACCAAAGUUACGCAGUUAGAUAUCUAGUAGACAAAAUUGCCAUGUCCGUUGGCAAAUAUCUCGCAAAUUUUCAGAUAAUUUUUGGGAAAGGCUAUGUUACUGUUUGGGUUCUCAAAACGCACUCAGUUUCAUGAUUUCAAUUAUACUCUUCGUUGGUGGAGAUAAAAAUUCUUUGGUUUCUUGAGUAUGCAUGCUCUUUAGGGGAACUUGCGCACGAGGAAAACCUUGAUACUUUUAUAUAAAUUAUGCUAUUAACCUAAAAGUUUAUGUAGGAGUUAUGGAGUUUUAGUGAUUUCUGUUUUUUAUUCUAGACCUUCCAUCGUUUUGACUGCUCAAAUUUUUCAGAAGCCGCCAACAAGAGAUUCCAAAUCUUUAUAGAUAAGGUAAGACGAGUUCAACUGGCCACCUAUUUGUUUCACCAGGAAGGACAAUUCCUUCUUUCGUUGUGGCUGUUUGGUGUUUCUACACUAAUCGCAGCAGUUCUGAUAAGCUCCCCUCUCUAAUAAGACUCCCAUCGAGACCUUCAAGUUUCUAACAAGCUUCCUUCCUUCCCCUCCUGGGUAUUUAAUAAUCAGGGAAGCGUGUCAGAAGAUAAAUGUUGAUGCGCAUUUUGUCCUUCAAUAAGUGUCUAAUAAUCCAGCACUCUCUAAUAAGCUCCAGGUUUGCUUUGCUUUUUUUUUUCGCAUAAACAGGCUAGUAGUUGAUGAAGCACAAGUUCAAGUCGUGUCCAAGCCCGUAUCCAUUUUUUUGUUCUCAAUUUCAGGCUUUUCUUUCUACAAUUGCUUUAACUGUAGUUUACCUUUGAUGAUGAAUUCGUCACACACUGAUUGAUAGUGGUUAUUCUUGCGUCAAUUGACUCACGAUUAAAUUAAGUAAAUAAAAGGCCGUUGUACACAGCCUGCUAUGCGAGUUCUCAGAUAACUGAUUAAACUUUUCAACCAUCUUUUUCAGGUUUUACCCGAUUUCAAAGGUUCCCUUAUGGGCCACACAGCGAUCUUUGUUCCAUCGUACUUUGACUUUGUGCGUCUGCGAAAUUACUUCAAACGUGAAGGCAUAGACUGUGCGCAGAUUUCAGAGUAAGUGCUUGUUUUGCACUAAAUUCUCCUUAUCUUGAUAUACCCCUGAAAGACCAAGAUAGCCCCUCAGAGGGCCUUCCUAUGCGUGUUUUCCAUGAGUCAUGUGGUCCGAUCGUGCGGGUGAGAGUAGUCGCGAGACGGACUGUGGACAGUAGUAAUGACUAGCGUUUCGACAACCCGAGCCAAACUCAUUAUCGGAAUCAAAGAUGAAGGCGCGCAGUAUGCAGUCGAAACGUUACUUUCCACAUCAGAAGUGACUACAUCGUGAGACAAACAUAUACUUCAUUGAAAGUGUACAAAUCACGAUGGCUUUCUGUAACCUGUGUGUUACCGUAUUCAGGGAAGAGUUGUUUGCGAAGUCUGGUUCGUGGAUAGUGAUUGGUAGUGAUGGUAUUGGUUUUAAGGGUCGAUUUGCGCAAGUCGGUCUCGAUUGGUCAGUUUCGAUCAGUUGGUAAAGUGAGGUCAUUCUUUUCAGUUCGCUAGUUGUGUUAAUGUCAUGAAUAUGUCAUUUAUGUGUUUCCAGUAGUUGUUGACAUUUGUUGAGUUUAGUUUUGCAGCUGAUAAGUUGAGAGGUGGGCGCGGGUUUUCUACACCAAUCACAGAGCGAAUCAAAUCAGAUUCAAAGGAGUUUCGUACCACUCUAACCACUUGAUAAAAGAGUGCUUCAAUGAUCUUCAAAAUAGUCAGCGUUAGUUUAUUUCUACCAGAUACUCACAACCGAAAGAGAUACAGAGAGCCCGGACGCACUUUCAACAAGGAAAGAGACCGUUUCUUUUGUUUACGGAAAGAUUCUACUUCUUCUACAGGUAUACUAAUGUAAAAUCCCGCUCUAUUAAAAUCUUUCUCUGUUCUCAUUUUGUUGUUUUCUUUACAGAGCGUGAGAAUGAAAGGAGAGAUUGCUUUUCGAUUGAGGGUAGAGAAGCCAAAACUUACCUAAAACAUGGUUUUCUCAUUUUCUCAUUCUCAUUUUCAUCUCAUUUUCUUUUCCACCCAUUCGCUUCCUUUAUUAAAUUGUGAACAAUAGUUAACCCAUUAACCCCCAAGAGUGACUAGCAUCUGUUUUCUCCUUACAAUAUUACCCUUGAAUCAGUCAUUGAGGUCACGAAAAUAAAGGAAACAGUCACCAACUAAAGAAGCUCUUGAUUAUUAAACAAAUUCUCCCUGUCAGCACCUUAGGAAACGUAUAGGGAACAGUGCAGAGAAAAUGCGUACUGAUGUUAUGAUGUAAAGGGUUAACACCGAAAACAUUUUUUUCUAGGUAUCGCAUUCGAGGAGUCAGGAAUAUCAUUUUCUACGAACUUCCGCACUACUCUACGUUCUACACGGAGAUUCUAAAUUUCAUGGAUACAAGGAGCAAUCGGUUGAAGCCUCAGAUGAAUCCUGUUAAUUGUACUGUGUUAUACACAAAGUCUAAUGCGCUGCGUCUGGCUAGAGUGGUGGGUUCGCGACGCUGUAGUCGCAUGAUCUCCUCUGAAAGCCAGGUUCAUAUGCUUGUUACUGGUGAUGAGGAUGAAUGAAUGGUUGCUCAUGCGUGUUAGAGCGACGAAGGAAAACACCCCAAGGGGCCAAUAAGAGCGCAAUUUAAGAACAAGCAAGCAUCUUGUUACACCCAAUUGUACACGCGACCCAGACUGGUCCCCACGUGAUUCCAGACAUAAGGGCAAGAGGGCUGCCUUAACGUACGGUGAAUCGUGGUGAGGUAACACAUUUGCAAAUGCGAGCAGAAAUGCUGUUUGGACUUGCGUAAUGGCCAGAAGAUUGUACUAUCAUGGCGGAAUCUAAUGCGAUCAUAUCUCAGCAGACUCAGAAAAUGACAUUAUCAAUAUGCAACAAAAUAGUUUAAUUCGAAACUUUUCCAGUGUUAAAAAACUUUACGCAAGUGUCUUGUCGUCUAUAACGAAAUACGAAACUUCUUACGAAUCUAUUUGUGUUAACUAACAGAACUUUGUGUGAAUUCCCUUCGAAACAAACAACUAUCACCCAUACGAACACUGGUACAUCAUGGAAGGUAACAUUGCACAACUCGAUCAAACGUUUAAUCAGAUAAACUAGUUUUACCAUACAUACAAACAAUCGAUUAAUCAUCAGUCAGCGAGUCAGUCAAUCAUUCGAUCGGUAAGUCAAUGACUCACUGACUCAGUCAGUCAGUCCAUGCAUCAAUGAAUCAAUUAUUCAGCAAUCAUUCAGUCACUUAAACGG
Messenger RNA from Pocillopora meandrina, 20618 nucleotides. NCBI's taxonomy places the organism in Eukaryota, Metazoa, Cnidaria, Anthozoa, Scleractinia, Pocilloporidae. The record is from the annotation of a GenBank genome assembly.